ACCCACACUGCAGCUCACAUAGGGGACAGCCCCCACGCCGUGGCCCCGUGAUGCCGCAGCCGAGGGCCCUGUGCUGGUGCUGCAGCUCAUUAGAAGGAGGUGCAGGUGCCCCGGGUACCUUGGUCCUCCCAGAGGGCUCUUAAUGAGCGGCCGCUAACGAGCGCCUGUGCUCCCCGCUCUCCUCCUCAGCCGUGGGAAGAGGCUGAUUGGUGAGCAGGCGCUGGGGAGCUGCGCGCAGGCUCUUUUUGGGGGCUCCGUGGGGCUGAACGACCCAACCCGCUGCUCCUUCCCUAUAUGCAUUAGCACUGUGCACGAGGGCCCCGUGGUCCCCAUCCCCUCUGCUGGGUCUCUGCAUGGCUCUGUAGGUCUUUUACCCUGGGAGGUGUUGCACCCCUUCCAAGUGCCACCCUCCUGCCUGGGGACGGGGCUGUCGCCAUCUCCCAGGUGUGGCAGUUCCACAUCUCUCCUUGCCCAGCGGGCUGUUGCAUUGUGAGAACUUGGUCCCUGUGCCUCACUUUCCCUCCCCAGGCCUUGGGGACAGGCCCUGGCGCUGGAUGUGGACGUGGGGAGAUCAGGAGCCCUGUUUUUACGCGCUGUAUGAGCCUCCAUGAGUCUGCCUGUUCGUGGAGGCCUGGAGGGUCGGGGAGCUUUGCCUCCCCUGCUGACGCCCCAAAAAUUCCCCACUGGUGUUGGCAUCGGUGCAGCGAUGGGGGCAGAUCAGUGAGUGCCGCAGGGGGCUGCAUGGCCGGGGGGGGCCCUGAGGCUGUAAGAGAGCAUCUCAUCCCCCCACUCCUCCCCCCCCCCCCCCCCAGCUGCUCUAAUCUCCUGCCAAACCUGCUCUUCCUGCAGGGCCGUUAGUGGGGCUGCAGCCGCGGGUCCCAGCUGCUUUGGGGGCUGCAGGGAGCUCAGCCCAUCCCAUCCCAUCCGGGCCCAUCGCCCCACUGGGGCCGGGCCCCCCACCUCCCCACCGAAGGGAGCCCUAAUCCUGCAUGACACGGCGCCCGGCCCCGCAGUGGCUAAUUGCAGCAUCCCCAGCUGAGGAUUAUGGUUUAAAGCGGGGAAGGAGCAGCGGGAGCAGAUGAGCUCCUGAGCAACAAAGCUCCCGUUUUCCUGCAAGCCACUUUUAUUAGGGGCGUAAUUAAAAGCCGACAGGAGGGAAAAAUUAUGGGGAGGGCCAGGGCGAUGGAAGGGGCCACCCAAUCCCCCUUUACCCCUGGGGGCUGCCUGCUCAUAGGAUCCUGAAGUGCACUGGGGAGGUGGGAGUGCGGUGCCCAAUGCUGCCCCACUCGCAUCCCAAAGGCCAGGACAGGACCGGGCGCCCGUCCCGCUCCCACCGCAGCGUUCCUCCCCGCCUCGCCGCGCUGGCAGGGCAGGAGGCAGCGAGGUGCCGGGCUGGUGGAGGAAACCCAAACUCAACUCCCUAUGAAAGGGGCUUUGUGUGCCCAGGAAGGAGCAGCCCUCCUCCUCCUCCUCUUCCUCCUUCUCCUCCUCUCCACGUUGCAGGAGCGUGGGCGAACCUUCGGCACUGCUGAGUUGGGACUUCGGAGGGGGUGGUGGGAGCUGCCCCUGCGCUGCCCGCUGCUGGGACCCCCAGCCCAUGGGCAGGGGACACCCCGGGUGCUGCAGGGAAACUGAGGCACCGAGCAGACAAGGUGUCCUGCAGCCUCCUACUCUGCUCGGCCUCCCAAAAGGGCUUUUAUCCAUUGCUAGUAAGUGUGGCAACGAGAGGGGAAAAAUGCAGUGCGUGACCCAGCCCCCAGGGCUGCGUGGCUGUGCCAAGCCAUCAUGGCACCGGUGUCCCAGCUGGUGCCGUCCCGGUGGGGUCUCUGUGGCUGGGGCUGGCUGCUCUGACACUAUCACAGGUGAUAGGCAUGGGGACAUUGUCCUACAUCCUCGCUCUGCCACCAGCUUGCCCUCACCCCUGCACCACCACCUGCCUCAGUUUCCCGUCCCAUUUAGGCACGCUGCAGGUCCGGCCUGGCAUACCCACAUUGCCCACCCCAGCAGCGCCCAGGGAGGGGACACAGCACAGCACUGAGUGCUUCACAGUGCCCCACAGGAACUCCCACACACCUGUGGUUCCCAGCAGGGCAGUGGGGUCCCCCAGUGAGUGCCUGGCCCCGGCUCCCGCGCCCCGGCUCCGGCAGGGGGCUUGUUCUGUGCCUGGACAGGAAGACGAAUGAAUUCCAUUAUGGGAUCGCGAUUUUAUUCCACGUGUCAGGGAGCCUGAGAUUAACUUGCUCACCAGGCUGUGACAAACCCAGACAUCCGCGUGCACGCGCUCGGGCGCUGGGGCUCUGCACACUCGCGGACACGGAGCUGUCUGAGACCCCACCGGAUCCCCUGCAGACCUGGAGGGCAGCAGGGCUGUGUCUGUCCUCCCUCCCUCCUGGCACCUGGGGUGGCUUUGUUUGUCCUAGAGGUCCUCUGGCCUCCCAGGGAUUCAGGUCUGGAGCCAGGUGGGGAGCACAGCAUCCUCCCCACAUAUGUCUCUAGGUCAGGAUGUCCGCGUGCCUCCAAAACCCAGGCGGGGAGCAGGCAGGAGCGAGGAAAGGGGAGCUCAAGUGGUUUGUGGGGCAGAGUGAGGCCUCUUGCCAGAGCUGGGGAUGUGCCAACCUCAUUUCAAUCCAGUCAGCCCUGGGAGAGCAGGCUGGGGCCAUGUGCAUGGGGCUGUGCAGCGCCGAGCUGUGCUGUGCCAUGCGGCACCGCGCCACACACCACUGUGCUGCGCCGUGGUGCAUUGUGCUGUGCCGUGCGCCAUGCCACGCCGCGCCAUGCUGUGCCACACCGUGCAGAACCAUGCCACGCCGUGCAGCACCGAGCUGUGCCACCCCACGCCGUGCCAUGCCGUGCCAUUCCGCACCGUGCCGUGCUUUGCCAUGUGGUGCCAUGUGGCGCUGCGCCCUGCCACGCUGUGCCACGUGGUGCAGUGCCGUGCCAUGCUGUUCCGUGGCACUCCAUGCCGUGCUGUGCCGUGCCGUGCCGCGGGGCCGGCUGCUCUCCCCUCGCCGCCCCCCCUGUGCGGGCGCAGGCAGCUGGCUCUGUUUGCUGGAGGCUUUGCGCAUUCCAGUUCUUGGGUCACUCGCCUUCGAAACCUCUCCGGGGACGGAGGCAGUUGGGAGCUGUAACAAACAACCGAAGGGCUCCGAUGACGCCCGCGCCCAGCGCUGAGUGCCAGCAUCGGGGGGGACCCAGGGGGGGCGGCGCCCCCCGCUCCCCUCACCCAACAGAACAGAGCAGCCUGGGGAGGUCCCGCCACAAACACGCGGCGCUGGGGCUCACGGUCAGGGAAGGGGCAGCUCCUUGCAGGACGUGGUGGCUUGCAGGGGAGCGGCGCAGUGCACAGCAGCUCUGCCACGGUCCCCAGCACGCGGGGCGCCGGAACCCAGCCUGCGUUUGUGCUGGGAGGGCUGAUGGAGCCCAGCGGGCCCAACGGCAGCGGGGCCACCGAAGGUUGGGGCUGGUUAAUGUGUCUUGGAAUGUGUGCCGGAGCCGUCCCGGGGAGAUCAAGGGUCCGUGCGGGGCUGCGGGAGCGCGCGGCUCUCGGGGGCCGCGGGGCCGCGCGUCGGGAAGGCUGGGCGACGCGGGAAGGUCAGGCUUGGCCAGAUGCAGCCACUCCACCCUCCUCCAGUGCUUUGCACAUUAAUGCAAAUGCACUGGCCUGAGUGGUUCAUUAGCAGCAUGUGGAAUGGAAUAAUGCAUCCGCAUCCCAUUAGCCUAAUGAAAAAAAGGGAGCCGGCACCUGGAACAAAGCUGCCGACUCUUGGCGAGUGCUCUGGCUCGGCCGUGCUGGGCCGUGGGGCCCCCCCUUUCCUCCCCUUCCCUUCCCUUCCUUCCCUUCCCUUUCCCUCCACCGCCCCGGCCGCUGCCUCCGAGCAUCCUCCCGCCCGAGGGGCGCGGGGCUGUCCCCACGGUGGGUGCCCGUAGCCCCCGAUCGGAGACCCCCGGGGGGCACUGCCGGUCCCGGCGGUUGGCGGCCCCCGGUGCCGCGGCGGCGCUGCCCGGGUGUCGGUGCCGGGCGGAGCGAUGUCCCCGCGUCUCUGGGGCUGGGAGCGCGGAGCCUGAAGGAUUAGAGGAAACAUUGCCAAACAAACCAGGCUGUGCCGGAACCAAUUAGCCUCCAGCAGGCAGAGUUUCAGAUGCUGUUAUUUCUGCCUCUUCUCUUUCUCUGCCUCCUUCUGUCUCCCUCUCUCCCCCUUUUCCCCCUCCCCGGCCCUCCCCAGCCCCUCCUGCCCGCCCCCAACAUCUCUGCCGUCUCCAUUCCUCUCCGUGUCGGAGCUUGUUUUGGGCACUGGCUUUGGAGUGAGUCAUGCCGCGCGUAGGGGAUUUUAAAAGCUUUCUGCUGUCGCUGGGAGCCGGUUUGGGCUGCUCUGACACUGGGGGUGGAGCGCGGCGCGGUGCAGACAGCCCUCGUCUGGGGAGCCCAAAAAUCCCCCCGAACCGCCGGGGUCCCGCGGCCCCACGUCGGGGCCGACCUCGGCCACCCCAGCCAGCGGCUGAGUCACAGCCGAAAACUUUCGGAACCGUUGGAGCUUCCUCUGCGAGGCCCCCGGGGCGAGGAAGUGGGCUGCCGGGGCGUCGAAGCUGCGGGGCCGGGCGCGCAGGCGCGGGAAGUGGGUGCCGGGGCUCCAAGCGUGGGAGAUUCCGGAGAUUUUGGAGAUUUCCGAGGUUUCGGAGGUUUGGGAGAUGGCGGAGAUAGGUCGGAGAUGGUGGAGAUUUCCACCCUCCGCCAGCCCCGGGGUGGGGACCCCACGGCGUGACCCUCCCGCCGGUCUGCAGCUGGCUCCCUUCCUCCUCCUCCUCCUCCUCCUCCUCCUCCUCCUCCUCCUCCUCGCCUUGAGCUGUGCUGCUGAGGGACUGCAGCUCCCGUGGAUCAGGAGGAGAUUUAGGUCAAGCGCUCGACUGAGUCGAAACAGCCAUCUGUGUGCGGAGGAAGCGGCCACCCAAAGCCCCGGAGCGGCUGCCCCACCGGCGUCCCGUGCCCUCCCGGCCGGCACGCAGAGCCACCUUUGUCCGCAGCAAGAAAAUAAACGGGGGGGGGAGGAAAAAUAGCCACCCUCUCCCUCCCCACACCCUUCCUUCGCCCCCUGCUUCCAUCGUCCUCCACCUCUGCCCGCUGGCAUCGCUGGCAAGCGGAGGGGAAACCUGGCAGGGCGCGGGGCCGAGGUCGCGGUGACACUGCGGGACGCGGUGCGGGUGCGAGGCCGGAGCCGAUCCCAGUGCCGUGUGCGGGUGGGAGCGGCGAUGCUGGCGGUGCGCCCGGCGCUGGGGCUCGUGGGUUCCUGCAGGAACAGGGUGGAGCGGGAGGAGUUGGUGUCAUCCCGGCCACAGCGCUGGGGAGGGCGGGGGUGCGGAGCCGCCCCCUCCGCGCCUCGGUUUCCCCACGGGGGGGAGCGGCUGUGGGGCGCGUGCGGUUUGCAGGCAGCGCCCCCCCCCCCCCCGCUGCCGGGCCGGGGGCGGCCCCGAGCUCUCCUGCUCCCCACCUGCGCGCUUCUUUCUCGCUUUCUCUGUUUCCUUCCGGAGCUUUUUUGCUCACCGGUGUUUCCCGGUGCACACGCCCAGGGUGCGGGGAGAGGAAACGGCACCGGGGAGGCCGGGGGGGCUCCCAGCCCCGUGCGCUGCGCGGUGCAGCUGUGGGGGGGGGUCCCGGCCCCUCGCACCCCCCCCGUAAGGAGCUUUUCCCAGCCCUGCCGCCCUCUAAUCCAGCCGUGGUUAUGGGGAUUAAGCGUGGGGUGAGCAGCGGGGUUUUUGGAGGUGGUGGUUUUGCAAGGUUUGUGCCGGGAGGGUGCGAGCCGGAGCGCGCCGUGCCGCGCAGCGCACAGCAGGAGGAGCAGAGCUGCGAGCUCAGCCUCUCCUCCUCCCUCUGCUCCCUCCUCUCCCUCACCGCUUCGCUCUCGCACGGCAGCCACGUGCAGCCACCAGCAGGGCCACGCGGCGGCUCCGGGCGGUGUGGGGACAAGGCGUGCGGGUACGGGGCGGGCUCCGGUCGGGGGUCCCGUCCUCAUUUCCCCACGGCCCCGCGCUCCCUGGGGGUGUCGGAGGGGGCUGGCGGAUGCCGGGAGCUCGGCGGUUCUUUAUGGUCUCAGAGGGCUCCAUUAAUUCUUUAAAUAUCCAGCCUUUCCAGAUGGGAGCUCGGUCGCCUGCCAGCCCGGCGCACUGGAGAACGGUGCCAGCCCGCCUGCAGAGUGGUUCCCGUGCGCCCAGGGCCCCCGCCAGCCCAGCAGCGACGGCGACGGCCCCGAGCGCGGCUUCCGAGUGAACCUGCACUGCAAACACCCGCGGCCCAGAUCGCAGGCGGUCUCCCCCAGCCCCUGCCCCGCGCGCAGCCCCGACGCCAGGGCGAUGGGCACCGGCUGUGCCGGCUCGGGAGCACCCCGGGGAGGAGCAGCCCCUGAGAGCUCAAGUGCAAUAGCAGAAGCAGCAGCAAAGCCGAGGGUCCCCGCCUCACCUUCCCCGACCCCCAUGUCAGCACCUGCUCAGCCCAGCGGCACGCGGGGGAGGAGGAGGUCAGGAUGCGCGUGAAGCCCCCGGGCCCAGUGGUAACGACCAGCGUUGUGCGAGGCUCGCCCGACUACGUCCGAGAGCCCAAAUUCUACCCUCCGGGGCACCCGGCGCAGCAGCCCCCCGCUUGCCCGGCGGAGAAAGCCUUAUCCUGCAGCGUGCUCAGCUUCCCUGAGGGCUCGUGCCCGGCGCUGGGCCGGGAGCACCAGGCGGGUUCGCUGCUGCACGGCGACCCGGCCGACCGGUGCCAGGGCGUGCACGGCGGCACCAAAGAGGCCGAGGAGCUGCUGGGCUGCGCCGGCGAACCCCGGAUCCUGGGGGGCAGCGCGGAGGAAGCAGCCGCCCGCGAUCGGGCGCCCGACACCUUCCCCAACGCGACGCUGGCCUCGGGCCGCUGCAACGUCGACAGCAUCGUCGCGCUGCUCCGGAGCAAGUGCGGCAACGGGCACAUCAACCUUCACCCCGUGGUGCAGCUCAUCGACAUCAUGAAGGACCUCAACCGCCUCUCCGAGGACCUCAAGAGCAGCGGGGUGCACCUGGACUGCGGCAGCCUGCGCGGCACCGGCGGCGGCGGCGGCGGCCACGAGGACGGCCGCCUGCUGCCCGCCGACCGCGACCUGCAGUACAGCUUCUUCUCCUCGCCCUCCCUGGCCAACAGCAUCCGCAGCCCCGAGGAGCGCGGGGUGCUCUGCAAAGCCGAGCCGCCGCGGCACCCCCGGCCCCCAACCCGCGACGGGGAGGGUGAGGGCGGCGGGGGGAGCGCCCCGCAGCCCCCGGCCUCCGGCAAAGCGCCCGCCGACGAGGCGGGGUGCUCGCAGCCCGACGCCGGUGACUACUCCGAGCUGGCCGAGGCGGACAUCCUCAACGAGCUGGCCUCGCUGGCGUGCCCGGGGACGCAGCUGCUGGAGUCGCAGCCCAUGGAGCCGCAGCCCCAGUUGCUCCCGGCCCAAGAGCUGGACUCCCAGUCCCGGCUGCUGGAUUCGCAGUCCCUGGAGUCGCAGCCCCAGCUGCUCGACGCACAGAGCUUGGAGCCGCUGCCGGAGUCGCUGGAACUGCAGAACCUGGAGCCGCUGGGGCUGCAGUCGCUGGAGCCGCUCUCCGAAUCCUUGGAGCUGCAGUCUCUGGAGCCGCUCUCCGAAUCGCUGGAGCUGCAGUCGCUGGAGCCGCUGGCCGAGCCGCUGGGGCUGCAGACGCUGGAGCCGCUGCCCGGAGCGCUGGAGCCGCAGCUCCUGGAGGCGCGCGCCCCGCUGCUGCCCUCCGAGCCGUCCCUGCUGCAGCCGCAGCCGCUGGGCCCCGUGCCGGAGCUGCUGGAGGCGCAGCCGGGCGCCGGGGACCCCCUCCGGCCCCACAGCCUGCAGCCCCGCCUGGGGGGCUGCCCGCUGAGCGGCGUGGUGAAACGCGGCCCCUGCGGGGGUCGGGGGGCCGGGAGGUGCGGAGAGGACCAUCGCAAGUACGCGCUGCGCCGGACCGACAAACCAAAGAUGCUGUGCCGCCGGAGGAGGGCAGGGCGAGGGCGCAGGGCUGACAUCGUCCCCGAGAGCCGCGUCCUGCCCCUCGCCCUGCCCGCCGAGCUGCCCCCCGGGCCCGAGGAGCCCGGCACCCCGCUGCUGGCCCCCCCGCCGCCUCCCGAAGCCCUGGAGCCCGACGAGGUGCCCAAGACCCCCGCGGCGGCGGGGAAGAAGAGCAAGUGCCGGGGGGUGCGGAAGAUGGUGGUGAAGAUGGCCAAGAUCCCGGUGUCGCUGGGGAGGAGGAACAAAACCACCUACAAGGUGUCGUCGCUCAGCAGCAACCUGAACCUGGAGGGCAAGGAGCUGGCGGCCAGCAGCUCCAUGGAGCCCACGCCGCUGCUCAAGAUGAAGAACAACGGGCGCAACGUGGUGGUGGUCUUCCCCCCCGGCGAGAUGCCCAUCAUCCUGAAGCGCAAGCGGGGCCGGCCUCCCAAGAACCUGCUGCUGGGCCAGGCCAAGCCCAAGGAGCCGGCCCCGGAGGUGAAGAAGAGGAGGAGGAGGAAGCAGAAGCUGGCCUCGCCCCAGCCCUCCUACAUCGCCGACACCAACGACAGCAAGGCCGACUACUCGGACGUGUUGGCCAAGCUGGCGUUCCUCAACCGGCAGAGCCAGUGCUCGGGGCGCUGCUCCCCGCCGCGCUGCUGGACGCCCAGCGAGCCCGAGUCCAUCCACCAGGCGCCCGACACGCAGAGCAUCUCCCACUUCCUGCACCGCGUGCAGGGCUUCCGGCGGCGCGGCGGCAAGGCGGGCGGCUUCGGCGGGCGCGGAGGGGCCCACGCGGCCCGCGCCUCCCGCUGCUCCUUCAGCGACUUCUUCGAGGGCAUCGGCAAGAAGAAGAAGGCGCCCGCCGCCCUGCACGCCGACCCCGUGCACCCGCGCAAGAGGGGCCGGCCGGAGCCCGACCCCGUGGGCAAACCCAAGCGCAAGCGGCGGACCCGCAAGAACGGGGUGCUGUUCCCCGAGCAGAACCCCGGGCAGAGCUUCAGCGACAGUGCCUCCGAGUGGGCCGGGGAGAAGGGCAGCCCCUGGGCCCCGCACCACGGCCACGCCGCCGGCCAGCCCGGCCGCAACUGCGGCUACCAGGGGGCCGAGGCCCGGCCGUUCCACGCCGCCGCGCUGGAGUCGGGCUCCUCGGGCCGCGCCGGCUUCUACGCGGGCGGCGCGGGCUCCUCGCAGGCCGAGGCGGGCCAGGAGCGGCACAGCCUCUUCACGGGGUACUUCCGCUCCUUGCUGGACUCGGACGACUCCUCCGACCUGCUGGACUUCGCCCUCUCGGCCUCGCGCUCCGAGUCCCGCAAGUCGGCGGCCUACGCGGCCCCUCCCGGCGCCAUGGCGGCCCAGCGGGGCGGGCUGGCGGCCUACCCGGCGCGGGGCGGCAAAGUGCCGGCAGCCGCGGGCCCCGGCGCCGAGGCCUUCCACGCCGCCAUGCAGGCCCGGCAGGCCUUCCCUCCCGGCCGCCCCGCCGCCGCUUACGGCGUCAGCCAGGCGGGCUCCUCGGAGUGCCGCGGCGCCGAGGCCUUCCCCAAGCUGGUGCCGCCCUCCGCCGUCUCCCGCUCGCCCACCGCGCACCCGGCGGGCACGGCCGGCUACCCGCAGUACGGCGGGUACGGCGCGGGGCAGAGCGUGGCCCCCGCCAGCGUCUUCCCCCCGGGGAAGCAGUACCCGCCGGCGCAGGACUGCCCCACCAGCAAGGACUGCAGCUUCGCCUACGGCAGCGGCAGCAGCCUGCCCUCGUCCCCCAGCAGCGCGCACAGCGCCGGCUACGCGCAGCAGACCGCCGGGCCCAGCCUGCCGCUGGGCAAAGCCUCCUUCUUCAACAGCGCCGAGGGCGGACAGUUCUCCAGCGCCGCGCACACCCCGCUGCGCUGCGACAGCCGCGCCAGCACCGUCUCUCCCGGCGGCUACAUGGUGCCCAAAGGCUCGGCCUCCUUCCAGCCCUCCCCCGAGAACUGCCGGCCGUUCCCCAGCGCGUCGCAGUGGGCGUUCCGGCAGGGCUACGGCGGGUUGGAGUGGAGCUCGGAGGCGUUCAGCCAGCUCUACAACCCGGGCUUCGAGUGCCACCUCAACGAGCCCAACGUCAUCCUGGACAUCUCCAACUACACCCCGCAGAAGGCCAAGCAGCAGACGGUGUCCGAGACCUUCUCCGAGUCGUCCUCCGACAGCACGCAGUUCAACCAGCCGGCCGGCUACCGGCGCGCCAACAGCGAGGCCUCGUCCAGCGAGGGCCAGUCCAGCCUGUCCAGCCUGGAGAAGCUGAUGAUGGACUGGAACGAGGCGUCCUCGGCGCCCGGCUACAACUGGAACCAGAGCGUCCUCUUCCAGAGCAACUCCAAGCCGGGCCGGGGCCGGCGGAAGAAGGUGGACAUGUUCGACGCGUCGCACCUCAGCUUCUCCUCCUCGUCCUCCUCCUCCUCCGUGUACCCCUCCAAGCGCAGCACGGGGCCCCGGCAGCCGCGGGGCUCGCGGGGGGCGUGCGCCUCCAAGAAGGAGCGGGGCACGGGCAAGGCCAAGUUCCCCAGCAAGGCGCAGGCGGUGAACCCGCUCUUCCACGACAGCACGGACCUGGGCUUGGACUACUACAGCGGGGACAGCAGCAUGUCCCCGCUGCCCUCCCAGUCGCGGGGCUUCGGGGUGGGCGAGCGGGACCCCUGCGACUACGCCGGGCCCUACUCCAUGAACCCCUCGACGCCGUCGGACGGGACGUUCGUGCAGGGCUUUCAGAGCGACUCGCCCGGCUUGGGGCAGCCGGAGCUGGAGGGCAAGCACUUCCCCGCGCUGCCCCACCAGCUGGCAGCCCCCGGGCAGCAGGCUGUCUUCGAGGCCGGCCUCCAGAAAGCCUUCUCGCCCAACUGCUCGCCCACCUUGGCCUUCAAGGAGGAGCUGCGGGCGGGCGAGCUGCGCAAACUGCCCGCCUGCGACUCGCUCAAGCACAGCAUGCAGGGGGGGGCCCUCCCGCACGGCCCCCACGUGGCGUGCCGCGACCUCGCCAUGCCGCAGCCGCACUACGAGUCCCCCAGCUGCAAAAACCCCCCGUAUUGGUACUCGCCCACCGCCAGCACCCGCAGCCCCUCCUCGUACGACGGCAAGGCGGGCGCCGGCAUGCUGGUGGACUUCAUGGGCAGGACGGACCCCUCGUGUCUCAACCCCCAUUUGAGCAGCCCCGGCGGCCCCCACCCCUCCAAGGGCGAGAAGGAGCCCUUGGAGAUGUCCCGCGCCCACCACCGCGGCCCCUACGCCUGCCCCCUGAUCAAUGACUUGAACAUCUCCCCCGUCCCGAGGGACUCCAUGCUGCAGCUGCAGGACAACUACAGGUACCCCACGUUUGCACCCCAGGGGCACCCCGUCAUGGCCCCCGCCCAGAAGAGCGGGUUCUUGGGGCCGAUGGUGGAGCAGCACCCCGAGGACACGUUUACGGUCACCUCAUUGUAGUGCCACUGACGUGCCAAGCGGACAGCGAGGUUUUGUUACAGGAGGUAAUUUAGCCAGCACUUUUUUUCUGGAACACUUUUCAAGUUCUGUAUUUAACUGGGAUUGGAACCGUUUGUUUGUUUUUUUCUAUGAAAAAAAAAAAAAAAAAAACCACCCCCCCCC
Messenger RNA from Gallus gallus (chicken), 11600 nucleotides. RefSeq names its product AT-hook DNA binding motif containing 1 (gene AHDC1). NCBI's taxonomy places the organism in Eukaryota, Metazoa, Chordata, Aves, Galliformes, Phasianidae. Bases 6513 to 11438 code for a protein of 1641 amino acids. The transcript has 6 exons. The record is from RefSeq and is a predicted model, not a curated record.